UCUCCGGAAAAGCUUUAUAUAUAAAAUGGAAGCAAAGUACGACCAAGAAGGAUUUUUAUCUAAAGUUCGCGGUAGGUUUGGUUUUAGAAAAGAUGUUGCUUUAUCUAAAUGGAACGGUAAUGCCUAUGUGCAUAUCAGUGACAAUUAUAAUUGUUGGGAGACUGAUACGUUUGAUAAAACAAAAUCAAAAUCUGUAACCAUAAAAUGGAAAGACGCUAUAAAACUGAAGGAAUGCCUCGGUAAACUUGAACCAUAUGCGACUCAAAUUGAAACAGAACUACAAGUCGGGCUAUCUAAUGAGCAACAACGAGCAGCAUUAAACGAGCCGUUUGAAGCCGAAACAGCUGGUCCUUCGCAAACAAUUUACAGCAAAAACCUGAUGCCGGUGGGAAUUGCGCAGUAUUUACCACCUGGUUAUCAAAAAGAAAACCCUGCAACAAGAAAAAAAAUCAUAUAUGAACGACAGGGCAGUCGCUAUCAACCGUACUAAUGGAUGUCGAGGAAUAUAGAGUUAAACAUUUCCGAAAAAAAGCGUUGAAACUUUUACAAGAAAUUGAAUCAACGAUGGAAGAAUAUGACGAACUACAAUUAAAAUUUAACAUUUUAGAUAAAGAAUUUACCGAUUUGCUUAUAAACAUGUCAACUUUGAAAUUACAUAUUGUCGAUUUAGAACGUAAAUUUCUUUUCCUUAUCGUUCAUGUUUCACUUACAGCUGUAACGGACUAAAAAGAUUCUAAUAACGACCACCGAUGAGUAAACGAAAUUUCUCCUCCCGUUCUGCAAUGAAAAAUAAUUUUAUACGUCUUCUGAUUAUCUACAACGUAUUCCAUCCAUGCUCUCUAAUUAAUAGCGUACAAGUUGAUGAUACAUUCCCGACUUUCCACAACGUUGUUGACACGAGACCUGAACUUUUCAAACGUGGAUAGGUCAGCUAACCAUUGUCUUAUUUUCCGCUCAUUGUUCAAGUAAAAAUAAAAGUCCUCGGGUAAAAUGGAGUACAAAGCCACUUCAUAAACUUCGAAGUUCAGGAUAUGUAUCAACGAAAUAUACGGUUCCCUCACAAAAUCGUCAUAAAUCUUCUAACACAAAGCCGGAGAUAAGACCCGUCUCUCACUAGAUUCCAUGUGUAGUCGCUGCACUCAUACCGCAAUAUAAGCCGCUGAGAAAUCAAAAUCUCUCUUAUAUAAGCGUUUUAAAAUUCGUGCUGUAUGAUACAUGUGUACCGUAUUCCCUUACCUUAUGACGCGUGUAAAGGGCAAACUCCGCAUAGUCACGUGCAAAGGACAAACUCCGCAUAGUCACGUGUAAAGGGCAAAAUCCGCAUAGUCACGUGUAAAGGGCAAAAUCCACAUAGACACGUGUAAAGGGCAAAAUCCACAUAGUCACGUGUAAAGGGCAAACUCCACAUGUGGAC
Mercenaria mercenaria is the source of this 1414-nucleotide messenger RNA. RefSeq lists its product as uncharacterized. The transcript has 2 exons. The record is from RefSeq and is a predicted model, not a curated record. Bases 26 to 490 code for a protein of 154 amino acids. NCBI's taxonomy places the organism in Eukaryota, Metazoa, Mollusca, Bivalvia, Venerida, Veneridae.